Oncorhynchus nerka (sockeye salmon) is the source of this 1754-nucleotide messenger RNA. RefSeq lists its product as uncharacterized. The transcript is spliced from 4 exons. NCBI's taxonomy places the organism in Eukaryota, Metazoa, Chordata, Actinopteri, Salmoniformes, Salmonidae. The record is from RefSeq and is a predicted model, not a curated record. The coding region runs from base 201 to 1292 and encodes 363 amino acids.
GGAAGGAAACCCUGGAGGAGGGAAAUGACCUCGCUCGGCUGGUAAGAGAAUGACAGUUAAAAACAUACUACAAGUUAGUGAGCUCUUUUACUAGCCUUUCAACAACGAGUUAGCACAGCAGAAUAGAUCUGUUGUGAAAUUACACUAAUGCGACUUCCUGUUUCAUACUGCAGGCCUGGGAAGUAAACACUUGCCUAAAAAUGAUGAACAUAGAGCACGAGGCUUUCUGCAAGCUCCGCCGCUCCAUGCACCCCACCUCGCCUGCUGACAUCGAUCCUAAGGUCCACAGCAUCGUGGAAAGAGCCGUGAGAAGCAUUCUGGGCGAGCAGUCCAAUGAGCCCCGUAGCAACCUGCUCAGCCCAUCUCAGGUGGUGGUGGAGGUGGUGCCCAGGCUCCUCCUGGCCCUGUGGCUGCAGCCAGAGGAAGGACAUUCAGAGCACCCAAUCCUAAUAAGCGGGAUGGCCGUGGGCAUGGUGGCGGCCGUAGUGGAGAAGCUCUCCUGCAUGUUAAAGGACCCUUCCCCUCACAUCCCUUUCUCCCGGGCUGCUGCUUUUGACUCUGUGCGGUCGAUCCUCAACAGAAUCAGUCAGUCCUUCUCCACCGAUGACCUGCAGAGCCCUUUUUAUAUGAGCUCUGUUUGUGCCUUUGUGGCGGAUGAGGUGCAGAGCUGCUUCCAGCCCCCUGCAGCCACCCUACCAGUCCCCCCUGUCCUCGCGGUGGCCGUUUCCACCACACUACCAGCUGACAUCCAAGCAGACCCGGCUUGUUCCCACCUGGAGGUUGUGGACAUCACCCGUAAGACAGAGGCAGAUCCGGCUUCUUCCCACCUGGAGGAUGUAGACAUCACCAGUAACACAGAGGCAGACCCGGGUUCUUCCCACCUGAAUGUUGUGGACAUCCCCUCUAACACAGAGGCAGACCCGGCUUCUUCCCACCUGAAUGUUGUGGACAUCAACUCUAAUACAGAGGCAGACCCGGCUUCUUCCCACCUGAAUGUUGUGGACAUAACCCCUAAUACAGAGGCAGAGCCCAUCUCUUCCCUCUUGGAGGUUGUGGACGUCAAACCUGAAGAAAGGACUCUCACGAUGGCCGUCUUCGCCACUCUGCCAGCUGACAUCCAAGCAGAGGAUGUUGCUGUGGUCAUCUCGGAUGUCACCCCACCCGUCACCAAGGACGUGACACUGGAUGUUCCAUGCAAAACUAGGAAAGGGGCAGUCCGGCGAUUAUUUUGCAGGCUUUGGAGGGCAGUGUGCUGCUGCGCCUGCCACAAGGAAGAGGAGGAACAAUAUUAAUUAUUCAUCAGACCUUCAGAAAUGGGAUGGAACCAUAGACCAUUAAACUAUUAAAUUAUAAUUGGACUCAAUUCUGCUUUUCUUCUGUUUACUACUUAAUUUCAGAAAAUUUCUAUAAACUUUCACUUUGCAAGUGUGGAGUAGGUUGUGUAAAUAAGUGGGAAACAUCCCAAUUUUAAUGCUUUUAAUAAUUUACUUUGUACAUUAAAAAAAAAUAUGUAUUAUUUCACAACAAAAAAACAGGGAGCUCAACCAACGUUGAGUUGAAUUUGAAUCAUCAUAGAAAAGGAAAUAGCGCAACUCUUGCUCACUAUAAAAAAUGCAUUGUUUUAUUCAGGCAAGGUUAAAAGUUUAACGUUUCGGCCUAGUCUAUGAUGAUAUGCAAGUUGUGUUUGCCCAGGAAAAGGGUGACCCAGACUCACCCUGGUUCUUGAGGGUUGAAGACAGUGAAAAUGAUCAUUA